AGUAAGGAAGGAGAGAAAGAGGGAGGGAGGUGAGGUGUAGCUGCCGCCUUGUCGCUCUGCGUUCCGCAGCCGACGCGGAGAGGACAGCCCCCGGCAGGCGUCCCGGCAUGCUGAAAGUCACCAUGCCCUCCUCAUCCUCAUCCUCCUCGUCCUCCUCAUCUUCCUCCUCCGGCUCUUCGGCCGCCAGCCGCCCGGGGUCCGCCGCGCCCGACUACUGGAUCGAUGGCUCCAACAAGGACACCCUGGCUCACUACUUCGAGCUGGAGUCCGAGCUGGGACGUGGGGCUACAUCCAUUGUCUACAGAUGCAGGCAGAAAGGGACCCAGAAACCUUACGCCGUCAAAAUGUUGAAGAAGACAGUAGACAAGAAAAUUGUCCGCACUGAAAUUGGAGUUCUUCUUCGCCUUUCRCAUCCCAACAUUAUAAAACUGAAGGAGAUAUUUGAGACCCCUACAGAAAUCAGCCUUGUUCUGGAACUGGUCACUGGUGGAGAACUUUUUGACAGGAUUGUGGAAAAGGGGUACUACAGUGAACGGGAUGCUGCUGAUGCUGUUAAACAAAUUCUGGAGGCGGUUUCUUACCUGCAUGCAAAUGGGAUUGUGCAUAGGGAUUUGAAGCCAGAAAAUCUACUCUAUGCAACACCAGCACCAGAUGCACCACUAAAAAUUGCUGACUUUGGACUCUCCAAGAUUGUGGAAGAUCAUGUGACCAUGAAGACAGUCUGUGGAACUCCAGGGUACUGUGCACCAGAGAUACUACGGGGAUGUGCCUAUGGCCCUGAGGUGGACAUGUGGUCCCUGGGGAUUAUCACCUACAUCCUUCUUUGUGGCUUUGAACCAUUUUAUGAUGAGAGGGGAGAUCAGUACAUGUUUAAGAGAAUCCUGAACUGUGAAUAUGACUUUGUGUCCCCCUGGUGGGAUGAUGUGUCUCUGAAUGCCAAGGAUUUAGUUAAAAAGUUGAUUGUUUUAGACCCCAAGAAACGCCUCACCACCCUGCAGGCUUUGCAGCACCCAUGGGUCACAGGGAAGGCAAUCAACUUUGCACAUAUGGACAACGCACAAAAGAAACUUCAAGAAUUCAAUGCCCGACGUAAACUUAAGGCCGCCGUGAAAGCUGUGGUGGCCUCUACGCGCCUCGGCAGUGCCAGCAGCCAUGGCACCCAUGACGGCCACAAGGGUGGCCACAGCCCGGCCCGUGACACCCAGCCCGUGGAGAAUCCCACUCAGGACACAGCAGUGGCGGCAGCGGCGGCCCCAGAAGAAAUGCCUUAG
Malurus melanocephalus (red-backed fairy wren) is the source of this 1271-nucleotide messenger RNA. It is a transcript of the gene CAMK4, whose product is annotated as calcium/calmodulin dependent protein kinase IV. The coding region runs from base 108 to 1271 and encodes 387 amino acids. Lineage: Eukaryota; Metazoa; Chordata; Aves; Passeriformes; Maluridae. Gene Ontology annotation, molecular function: calmodulin binding; ATP binding; calcium/calmodulin-dependent protein kinase activity. The transcript has 11 exons. The record is from RefSeq and is a predicted model, not a curated record. Gene Ontology annotation, biological process: protein phosphorylation.